AUGGAAACUGGGACACACAACGAAUCUAACAUUGAGGAGCACGUUGAAGCAUUUUUCGUGAACCACUCACCAUUCACGAUCGAGGGGAAAAGGGCGUACGGCUUGUUGUGUUUUGGGAGAUUCAGCGCGGUCUUGGAGUACAAGACUCGGGUAACAGAGCGUACGAAGCAGAGUGAACUGCUAUUGGCGCAGGGUUGUGGUAUAUUUGCCACUGUGGAGCUGCAAGCAAGUGGUUUCGGGUCGCUUUUUAAGCAAAUGAUUCCUGACCCAAGUCACAGAAGCCAAAUCCUCCACAACAUAGUUUGCGGUGGCGUGGAAGACGGCUUCCUGAUCUAUGCAUCGCAAACAGAAAUUAUUCGUGUUGUUCACGUACGGGUUGGUGUGGAUGUGACGACCACGUACCGCGCUGCUCUUACCGUUAUUCGGGACGCUCACUUGAAGUGGGUAUACGAGGAGAAUAACCUGCAACUUUGGAGAGCCCUCGUUAGAAUUAUUGAUGAUCUCUGCCGCCCGCUACCACCUGCGAAGCACAUUCUACCUUCACUUGUGGGGUUCUGGAACAGAAUUAAAGGUGGCAUCGAUGUUUAUUCCCGGCACUUGACGAAUGUGUAG
Messenger RNA from Phytophthora sojae, 612 nucleotides. RefSeq lists its product as hypothetical. The coding region runs from base 1 to 612 and encodes 203 amino acids. NCBI's taxonomy places the organism in Eukaryota, Oomycota, Peronosporomycetes, Peronosporales, Peronosporaceae. The transcript is spliced from 3 exons. The record is from RefSeq and is a predicted model, not a curated record.